AUGACCAACCUACUGGACUGCCCAGUCAAGCUCACCUCUUCGACCGACCUCGCCCAAGGAUUAUUGAACUACAUUCAAUCGUAUCAUGAAGACCACGUUGCUCAUCCGGAGGCGCUCAAGCCGGAUCUCGAGCUCAUCAAGUCCUGCAGGACGCCGAUCGAAGACAAACUGAAUAUCAACCAAUCUACCCUGAACUCACUCACUCGAUACCAUGCCCAUCUGGCUUACAUCCUUCCCAAGUUUCCUGACGAUGUGGGAGUCGAGUUCUCCUAUUCUGCCAUUUUCGCAACCUCCACCACGGCCGGAUCAAUCUUACCAGGGGAACUGCCAAGCUGUAUACCGAUCAAACUUUCAAACUUGAAGUACGAACGCGCCUGCGUCUUGUUCAACAUUGCUGCUAUGACAAUGUCGUUGGGGACGAGUCUACCACGCACAAAUACCGACCAACUCAAACGCGCCAUCGGUUUUUUUCAGCAAGCUGCUGGCUGCUUUCGUCUAUUAAGAGAUGAAGUCGUAGCAACUAUCGAGCUACCCCCUGGUUCACCCAGUCCACCCUCACCGGAUCUCUCAAAUUCGUGUCUUUCAGCCCUGGAAUAUCUUUCUUUAUCCCAGGCCCAAGAAUCGGUGUGGCAACAGGCAGUCAAAGAUCAGAAAUCUAAUGGGACCAUAAGUAGGAUUGCUCAAGAAACUUCUCGGCUCUAUGAUGUCACGCUCAAUUUUAUGAAAGAUGUGCCAAAGCUUGAUAUUCAUUGGAUUGGAUUUGCUUUUCCAGAAGAUUGGAUCAGCUUUGUACAAUUGAAAUCAGCCCAUUUUCUAGCAGUUGCCCAAUUUCGCAAAGGACUGGAUGAUUCUGCGGCUAGAGAAUAUGGAAUCGAAGUAGGAAGAUUAGAGUAUGCUUGCUCAACUUUAAAAGCGACGAUCUCGGGCGCGAAAACCUGUUCGACAGAGACGACGAAGACGGUUCUCCAGGAGGCCAAGAACGUGUUUGUGAAGCUCCAGAAGUCACUCGAGCAGUCCAGACGAGACAACGAUUUGAUUUAUCUGAAGCAAGUUCCAUCGGAUGCCGAGUUGCCGGUCAUCAAGCCCGUUUCGCUCGUCAAACCGACGGUGCCCCAGGCCGUGAGCGAGCCGGCUGAGUUCUUGACCGACGAUAAGUUCGGCAGAAAGCUCUUCGAGCAGGUCGUGCCUUAUCAAGUUUAUCGCAUCAAAGGCGUCUAUGAGGACAGGAAGAAAGAGCAUCUGAAAUCUGCCAUUCAAGACCUCGCUGAUAGCUUGGAUUCGGAAAUGGUGGAUGCACUUCGAUCAAUGAACUUACCUGGUUCCUUAGAAGCCUUGGAAAGGCCGAUCAACCUGCCUCCCUCAUUGAUUCGCAGUUCGGAAGAGCUGCGACAGAAAAACGCUCCCCAAAUGUUAGUAUCAAUGCUGUCCAGUGUAGAACAGGCAUCACGUGCGAACUGGGAGGCGUUAAAUCAAAUCACAAAGAGUUUAGACGAUGAGGCAAAAGAAGACCAGCAGUUUCGGACUCGAUUCGGGACCCAAUCAUGGCAGAGACCCUCUUCGGCAAUCGCAAACCGUUCCCUCCGCGAACAGGAGGCACAGUUACUCGAAACGUUCGGCGCGGCUGUCCAGAGCGAUCGCUCGGUCAAAGAAAGAUACGAACACUGGCGGAACGCGAUCGAGUUAUUGUGUCAAGAUGAAGAUACUAUUCGGAAGGCAAUCCCACCGGUGAACUUGAGUAACCGAGGGUCGCAAGACCUCAGUCUGCCGCCGACGGGAGAAACCGAGCUGUCGAGUCCACGCCAGCUGCGGAGAUUGUUGGAUGACCUGGAAGAUCUUCGAGGGGCACGAAAACGGAUGGUGGGCUCGGCGGUCCACUUCGCCAAUCACGACUCGAUCGAUCGCCCGUUGAUCGAGAACUUCAAGCACAGACCGUCGAGCGCGCCUUCGUCGGCUAUCGAGAUCGCUGACGAUGAACAAAUCGAACUGUUUAUCGAAAAGCAACUCGAGAAAUAUUCGAAAUUCUCGGAUCAAUUGGAGGCCAAUCACCGCUCCCAAAACGACUUGAUCCACCAAAUCCGGAACGUCAAUCGCGAAUUUUUGCGUUCUAGAACUGACGAUCCAGUGACCAAAGCUAGAGAGAAUGUGUUCCAAGAGCUCGAUUCGGCGUACCACGAGUUCCAUUCGAUCAUGCACAACCUCCAGGAAGGCCACCAAUUCCAUUCUCAAUUCAACACGUAUACGGGCAUUCUCGGCAAACAGGUCGACAGUUAUCUCAACGAUCGCCGCAGACAGGCCCUCGGGCUCGAACACCAACUCAACAAUCUCCACCUCAAUUCAUCUGCCUCGGCCCAACCUAGGCACGACUCUCGAAGUCAGAGAGCGAACGGGAAAAAGAAGCAGGACGAGGAGGAUUGCCAACAAGAACCGCAGCAGGCUCGCGUGGUCUCGCCUACUUCUUCUUCCUCCGCUGGUGGGCGCCGUCCUCCUUCCGAAAGCCAUCGGAAGAAACAACCCAUCCGAUCUGGCGCUUAUGAUCCCAAGAUUCAUGGUCCGCCCGUGUUUUCUGACUGA
Puccinia triticina is the source of this 2571-nucleotide messenger RNA. RefSeq lists its product as uncharacterized. The coding region runs from base 1 to 2571 and encodes 856 amino acids. Gene Ontology annotation, cellular component: endosome. The record is from RefSeq and is a predicted model, not a curated record. NCBI's taxonomy places the organism in Eukaryota, Fungi, Basidiomycota, Pucciniomycetes, Pucciniales, Pucciniaceae. Gene Ontology annotation, molecular function: protein binding. The transcript is spliced from 14 exons.